CUCAACACACUGACGUUAAGAUUCUGUUAUUUGACAGAUGAAGGUUGUUCAGCUCUCACUUCAGCACUGAAAUCAAACCCAUCACAACUGAGAGAGCUGGACCUGAGUGGAAAUCAACUAGGAGACUGUGGACUGAAAAACAUUUGUGAUCUACUGAUGAACCCACAAUGCAAUCUGGAAAAGCUAGAGCUGUGUGGAUGCAGUAUUAAAGAGAAACACUGUUACCUUCUGAGUUCAGCUCUGCGUCUAAACCCAUCACAUCUGAGAGAGCUGGACCUCAGUGGGAAUGAACUAAAAAACACAAGAGUGAAGCACUUAUGUGACGCACUGAAGGAUGCACACUGUAAACUGGAGAGACUGAGGUUAAGGUACUGUGAUAUGACACAUGAGUGUUGUUCUGCUCUGACUUCAGCUCUGAAAUCAAACCCGUCACACCUGAGAGAGCUGAACCUGAGUGGGAACAAACUAGGAGACUCUGGAGUUGAAAACCUCGGUGAUCUACUGAUGAACCCACAAUGCAAUGUGGAAAUACUAGAUCUGUGUGAAUGCAGUAUUACAGAGGAACAGUGUCUCACCCUGAGUUCAGUUCUGAAAUCAACACACCUGAGAGAGCUGGACCUCAGUGGGAAUAAAAUGAAAAACACAGGAGUAAAUCACUUAUGUGACGUACUGAAGGAUUCACACUUUAAACUGGAGAGAUUGAGGUUCAGAGGCUGUGAUUUGACAGAUGAUGGCUGUUCUGCUUUGACUUCAGCUCUGAAAUCAAACCCAUCAGACUUGAGAGAGCUGGACCUGUGCGGAAAUCAACUAGGAGAAUCAGGAGUGAAAAACCUCAGGGAUCUACUGAUGAACCCAGAAUGCAAUCUGGAAAUACUAGCUCUGUGUGGAUGCAGUAUUACAGAGAAACAGUGUCUCACCCUGAUUCUAGGUCUGUGUUCAAACGCAUCACACAUGAGAGAGCUCGAUUUGAGUGGGAAUGAACUAAAAAACACAGGAGUGAAGCACUUAUGUUACUUACUGAAGGAUUCACACUGUAAACUGGAGAGACUGAGUCUAAAUGACUGUGCCAUUACAGAUGUUGCUUGUUUGGCUCAGUCUUUGGCUGAAACAAAAGCACUACCGUUUUUAAAAGAGCUUGAUCUGAGUAACAAUAACAUUGGAAACUCAAAGAAGCAGCUCAGUGACGUGCUACGAGACUCCAACUGUAAACUGAGCCUAGAGAGAGAGCACUGGUUUAGCUGGAGAGCUGGUGUGAAUCUCAUAAGUAGUUUUGGUGGAUGGAUUACAUCGUUAUCUAAAGCACGGGGACCUGUGAAAUCAGCAGUACAUGAUCAGUCAGCAUCAGGUGGAGCAGAGGAGGAAGAACAGCUUUAAUCAAUCAUUUAGUGCGUGGACAAACUGAUUUCUUUUGCCCUCAGAAAAGACAAAGUAAGGCUGAAUUUCCUAAUAAUCUGACCUCAAGAAUCUUCAUCCUGGAAUAAAUCAAUAACAGUCUCUGAAAUCAUUAAUCUGUAGAAGAGAUAACAAGGAAAGAACACAGGACACCAUCUGGCUCAAUCCUUUCUUAAUUUCUUUCUUGUCUUCUUCAGUGUUAUCCUUUUUAUUCGUAUAGGUAUAAUUAAACAUUUUAUUUUAAGGUGAGAUCUUUCUUUAUUUUAACCUACACAUUUUAGAACAACACAAAGCUGUGUCUAAUACAAAGUCAAGAAAUUUGUCACAAACUUCUCUCACAAUGCCUAAUUCUUGAAUUAUUUUGAGAAUAAUUCUUUAGGAUUAUGAAUUUUGUGUUUCAUGCUGAUCCUUUAUGUAACCAUAUUUCUAUGUCAGACCUUGCAUUUUACUGACUACUGACAAAUUAAAAAGAAAUGAUACAAGAAAAACAUGAAAAUGUAAUAGUGU
This is a messenger RNA of Carassius auratus (goldfish), 1899 nucleotides long. Its product is annotated as ribonuclease inhibitor-like. NCBI's taxonomy places the organism in Eukaryota, Metazoa, Chordata, Actinopteri, Cypriniformes, Cyprinidae. The record is from RefSeq and is a predicted model, not a curated record. The transcript is spliced from 10 exons. The coding region runs from base 157 to 1374 and encodes 405 amino acids. Gene Ontology annotation, molecular function: protein binding.